AUGGAGGAUACCCUAGUGACACUUGGCAAGUUUGGUAUGUUUGUCUCGGUGCUCUGGUUGGACUCGAAGAAGAUUGGCGAGGGCACCUAUGGCUCCGUGGCCAUUGGGGUGCACCAGCUGACCAACGUGGAGCGCGCCAUCAAGACCAUGUCUAAGGGCAACAUUAAGCAUGUCCAGCGCUUCAUGCAGGAGAUCGCCAUUAUGAAGUCCAUGGACCAUCCCAACAUCAUCAAGCUGUUCGAGACCUUUGAGGACCGGAAGCAGAUCUUUCUUGUCAUGGAGCUCUGCCAAGGAGGUGAGCUCUUCGACCGCAUCAUCGAGGCGGGGCACUUCACCGAGAAGGACUGCGCCAUCGUGGUGCAGCAGAUGAUUUCUGCCGUUCUGUACAUGCACACGAGUGGCGUCUGCCACCGGGACCUAAAGCCCGAGAAUUUCCUGUUCUUGACAAAAGGCCCCAUCGACAAGAAUGUGCUGAAGAUCAUCGACUUCGGUCUCUCCAAAGCCUUCGAGCAGGAUGUGCACAUGACCACGAAGGCUGGCACUCCGUACUACGUGGCGCCCCAAGUGCUACAGGGCCGGUACGACAAGUCCUGCGACAUUUGGAGCUGCGGUGUCAUCAUGUACACGAUGUUGUGUGGAUAUCCACCUUUCUAUGGCAAGACAGAUCAGGAGGUCCUGAGCAAAGUCAGAAAAGGCCUCUACACUUUUGAUUCCAAAGACUGGAAGUAUGUGUCGGAGGAUGCCAAGAAACUGAUCUCUCACCUCAUCAAGCUCGACCCAGAGUUCAGAUACACGGCCCAACAGGCGCUCGCAGACCCCUGGAUUGUGCAAAGAGCGCCGCAAGCAGCCGACGUGUCGCUGCAGGGUGAUCAGCUCUCGAACCUCCGCAGCUUCAGGUCACAGAACCGGCUGAAGAAGGCCGCCCUGAAUAUCAUCGCAGGACAGAUGAACGAGUCCCAGAUCUCUGACUUGAGGGAUGUUUUUAAAGCCUUGGACAAGAAUGGCGAUGGCUUCCUGACACUGGAGGAGCUACAGGAUGGCAUCACCAGGACAGACCUGAAGCACAAGGAUAUUGACCUCGCAGCCAUCAUGGAAGGCGUGGACGCGGACGGCAGUGGGCAGAUUGACUACACUGAGUUCCUGGCGGCCACGCUCGACAAGAGGCUGUACCUGCAGCGCGACGCAUGCUGGGCGGCCUUCAGCGUCUUCGACCAGGAUGGCAACGGCCUCAUCACCGUUGAUGAGCUGAAGCAAAUUUUGGAGGAUGGCAGCAUGGAGGACGUGCUCGACGGCAGGACCUCCGAGGAUCUGCUGCAAGAGAUUGACAAGAACGGUGAUGGAUCGAUUGACUUCGAAGAGUUUAUGGACAUGAUGGAGCAGCUUGGCAGACAUGGGGUAAGUAAGGCAACCCUAAACUUUAACCCUAAACCCUAA
This is a messenger RNA of Symbiodinium natans, 1434 nucleotides long. NCBI's taxonomy places the organism in Eukaryota, Dinophyceae, Suessiales, Symbiodiniaceae. The record is from the annotation of a GenBank genome assembly.